This is a messenger RNA of Perognathus longimembris pacificus (Pacific pocket mouse), 2144 nucleotides long. It is a transcript of the gene Neto1, whose product is annotated as neuropilin and tolloid like 1. Gene Ontology annotation, molecular function: protein binding. The coding region runs from base 170 to 1768 and encodes 532 amino acids. The record is from RefSeq and is a predicted model, not a curated record. The transcript has 11 exons. Lineage: Eukaryota; Metazoa; Chordata; Mammalia; Rodentia; Heteromyidae.
UCCUCCGCGCCCGGCGCGCGCCCUGCCCGGCGUCCCCCCGGCUCGCGCUCCCGGCUCGCCCAUUUCCACGCCUCGGGACUCCCGCGUCUUCCCCCGCCACCGACGAUCCCCGUCCCUAGAUGGAAGUAGCGGAGCCCGGAGCCUCUGGUGUAACGCACAGACAUGGUCUAUGGACGCCCUGUGUUUCUCAGUGAUUGUAGCAAGUUUAACCAUCCUUCAUCUAUCUGGAGCAACCAAGAAAGGAACAGAAAAGCAAACCACCUCAGAAACCCAGAAGUCAGUGCAGUGCGGAACAUGGACAAAGCAUGCGGAGGGAGGAAUCUUCACCUCUCCCAACUACCCUAGCAAGUACCCCCCUGACAGGGAGUGUGUGUACAUCAUAGAAGCCGCCCCAAGGCAGUGCAUUGAACUUUACUUUGAUGAAAAAUACUCUAUUGAACCAUCUUGGGAAUGCAAAUUUGAUCACAUUGAAGUUCGAGAUGGACCCUUUGGCUUUUCUCCAAUAAUCGGACGAUUCUGUGGACAGCAAAAUCCACCUGUAAUCAAAUCCAGUGGGAGAUUCCUGUGGAUUAAAUUUUUUGCUGAUGGAGAGCUGGAAUCUAUGGGGUUUUCAGCUAGAUACAAUUUCACACCUGAUCCUGACUUUAAGGACCUUGGAGUAUUGAAACCAUUACCAGUGUGUGAGUUUGAGAUGGGAGGCUCAGAAGGAAUUGUGGAGUCCGUACAAAUUCUCAAAGAAGGCAAAGCUACUGCCAGCGAGGCGGUGGACUGCAAGUGGUAUAUCAGAGCUCCUCCACGAUCCAAGAUUUACCUGCGGUUCCUGGACUACGAGAUGCAGAACUCGAACGAGUGCAAGCGGAACUUCGUGGCCGUGUACGACGGCAGCAGCUCGGUGGAGGACCUGCGGGCCAAGUUCUGCAGCACGGUGGCCAACGACGUGAUGCUGCGCACGGGCCUGGGCGUGGUGCGCAUGUGGGCGGACGAGGGCAGCCGCGGCAGCCGCUUCCAGAUGCUCUUCACCUCCUUCCAAGAGCCUCCUUGCGAAGGCAACACCUUCUUCUGUCACAGCAACAUGUGCAUCAACAACACGCUGGUGUGCAACGGCCUCCAGAACUGUGUGUAUCCGUGGGAUGAAAACCACUGUAAAGAAAAGAGGAAAACCAGCCUGCUGGACCAGCUCACCAACACCAGUGGGACUGUCAUUGGCGUGACUUCCUGCAUUGUGAUCAUCCUUAUUAUCAUUUCUGUCAUUGUCCAGAUCAAACAGCCUCGUAAAAAAUACGUCCAAAGGAAGUCAGACUUUGAGCAGACCGUUUUCCAGGAGGUGUUUGAGCCUCCUCACUAUGAGCUAUGCACCCUGAGGGGGACAGGAGCAACCGCGGACUUUGCAGAUGGAGCGGAUGACUUUGAAAAUUACCACAAACUGCGGAGGUCAUCUUCCAAAUGCAUGCACGACCAUCACUGUGGAUCCCAGCUGUCCAGCGCUAAAGGCAGCCGCAGCAACCUCAGCACAAGAGAGGCUUCCAUCCUGACGGAGAUGCCCGCACAGCCCACCAAGCCCCUCCUCCCGCCCGUCAACAGGAGAAACAUCCUUGUCAUGAAACACAACUACUCCCAGGACCCCGCCGACACCUGCGACGUGGACGAGAUCGAGGAGGUGCCCACCACCAGCCACAGGCUGUCCCGACACGACAAAGCCGUCCAGCGGUUCUGCCUCAUUGGGUCUCUAAGCAAACACGAAUCUGAAUACAACACCACUAGGGUCUAAAAAGAAAACAAGAAAGAACUCUUUGUACACACAUGGGGACUGUGGAAAGAAAAUUCUAUAGUGAAUUGUGAAAAGUGGACACAUUUCUAAAUUCAUUCCACUGCCUUUAUUCAAACUUAAGAAUUACAGACCUUUGUUAUUCCUCCGGCGAGACACCCCCGUUGAAAAUGACAUGUCAUUUCGUAAUUUGGUUGCUGGCCACCAAGUGCUCCUUAGUUUUUAAAUACAUUGGGAGGUUUACUGGAAACUUGAAGAAGAAAUGAGUUCCUGAUUAAGACUCUCUCGAGUUUUAUUUUCUAUUGUCAGUUUUACUUUUGUUCCUCUGUUGUUUAUGUCUUUGUUCUAUAAUUGUACAUCAUGUGAUCUGUGAGAGAAA